Anopheles merus is the source of this 624-nucleotide messenger RNA. RefSeq names its product probable trafficking protein particle complex subunit 2 (gene Trs20). The record is from RefSeq and is a predicted model, not a curated record. NCBI's taxonomy places the organism in Eukaryota, Metazoa, Arthropoda, Insecta, Diptera, Culicidae. Gene Ontology annotation, cellular component: cytoplasm; TRAPP complex; nucleus. Bases 80 to 502 code for a protein of 140 amino acids. The transcript is spliced from 2 exons. Gene Ontology annotation, biological process: endoplasmic reticulum to Golgi vesicle-mediated transport.
UCGGACUAAUCAUAACAAACCCACGAAAAGCCAUCGUGGCUACGGAGAUACUCAUUCGCGAUCAAAAAAUAGUGCUAAAAUGAGCAGCAGUUAUUACUUUGCCAUCGUUGGCCAUAACGAUAAUCCCAUAUUCGAGACCGAGUUCGUAACGGUGAAUAAGGAAGCGAAGAAAGAAGACCAUCGCCAUCUGAACCAAUUCAUUGCGCACGCCGCACUUGAUCUAAUUGACGAGCACAAAUGGAAAACGAACAACACGUACCUGAAAUCGAUCGACAAGUUUAACCAAUGGUUCGUGUCCGGGUUUGUGACGGCCAGCCAUCUGCGGUUCGUGAUGGUGCACGACAACCGGAACGAUGAAGGCAUCAAGAACUUCUUCAACGAGAUGUAUGAAACGUACAUCAAAUAUCUGAUGAAUCCGUUCUACAUGCCCAACACGCCGAUCAAGUCGCUGGCGUUCGAGAAGAAGGCCCAGCUGUAUGGGAAAAAGUUUCUCGGAACGUAAUGGGCCACCCGCUGGCAUAGUAAGAAAAAGACGGUAUGGGUUAAGGGUUUUGAGAAAAAACAUUCGAAAUCGUUACAAUUAGCUUACGAAUAACAUAUAUACAUUGAAAGUCAUCUACUCCA